CAGCAGCAUCCACUGAGUUGCGAGCCUCCGUCCACAAAUGCAACAUGACCGUUCGGACCUAAGCCGACCAGGCAAUUCAGCGUAUCUGGGUUGGACUUCAAGACCUUAUAGUCAUGAAGACGCUCAAUUUGACGUUCAACAGCCGCCGACUGCCGCAAGCCAUUCGUGAAUGCAAAUGUCCUGCAAAGCGAUACGUGCCGGCGGGCAAACAGCGGAAAGGGGGACCGGGAGGUGGCUCGCGGCCAGGAGGCCCGGCGAGGAAGCCGUCGCGUGGCGACGAGGGCGAGGGCGUGGCUGACACGGACGAGCUGCUGCGGGAGCUUAACAGUGGUGGGGCCGGGUGGCUCCGGGACGAGGAGGAGGCGGACUGGGGCCUUGAUGACGUGGCAGAGCACGCCCGGGCACGACAGCAGCGGCAAGCACUUACGGGUGGAGAUGGUGCCGGCGAUGCGGGCCCAUCCGCACCGAAUGCCGACGGUGAUCCGGCCUCGGGGCCGCUACGCGGCAGGCGGCGCCGCGGCGGCAACAUGUCUGCGGCGGCGCUGGAGCUAGAGCAGGGCGGGUCGCCUCUGGCAUCGGGCCUUGCUCGCAUCACCUCAUCCGGGCCAGAGGACGCGUCAGAGGCCGCCGGCGUAGCAGGCAUCCAGCAGGCGCAGUGGGUGGAGGAGUGGGUGGUGGGCGGCGGCGCAGGGCCGGCGCGCGGCACUGGCGGCGUGGGUGCGGGUGUGGGUGCGGGUGCUGCUGGCGCGCCGGGCGCUCCGGGGCUGGCCAAUGCCGGGUCCAUAGCGGCGGCGGCGACGGCUGUGACUGCGAUGGAGCUAGAGGAGUCGUAUGCACGCAAGAAUCCCGAGCUCGUGGAGGCGCUGCAGUUGCAGGGCAUCAAGAUCCGUGUACGGCGCAGUGAGGGCGAGUACGGAGAUCUGGACGAGAUACUGGAGGGCACGGCGGCCGCGGCGGCGGCGGCGGCGCUGGAUGAAGACGAUGAGUUUGGAUCCGACCUGGAUCUGGAUUUGGGUCUGCAGACGGACCUGGCGGAACCCGACGAUAGCCGCGGCAAAGCAAAAGGUGGCGGCGGCGGCGGUACGGAUUGGUACAGCAGUUUGGCAGCGGCUGGAUUUAGUGUACGGACGAGUGCCACGGGUGAGGUCUUCCUAGAGCGCACCACCACCAAGCGGAAGCCGGCGGCGGCCUCCGCAGCGCCGCCCGCUGCCGCUGCGGCCGCCGCUCCUGGCAACGCCGCAGCACCAGCAGCCACGACCACAGCGGCCGCGCGGAGUGCUCAGAAGCAGCAGGUGGUGGCGGCAGUGGCCGCUGCCGGCACAGCUACCGCGUCCUCGUCAGCAGCAGGCUCGCCAGCCGCUGCAGCCACCCCGGCCGAGGCUGCUGCAGUCGCGGCGCGGCAGCUACUGCCGCCGCUGGUGGGCCGGCCGGCUGUAGCAGCGGCCCUCAAGCUGCUCAGCACGCCGCAGCAGGUGUUGGACUUCCUAGAGUUGGCCUACCCGCAGUGGGCCGCCAACGGCUUCAGACUCCUGGACCAGCGCAGCGGCAGGCCGAUUCCCACGGCGCCCUCUCCCUCCGAGGCGGCGCACUGCCUGCACGCACUGGCGCUCACCGCCCGCCGCUCCGACAUCGGCGGCUGGCGCUGCCUGGACGUCGCGGCGGGCCGGCAGGCCCAGGGCUUGGCCGAGUGCCUGCGCGCCACGCCACCGCGCACGCUGCAGUCCGAUGCGGCCACCGCGCAGCUGUCGGCGCAGAUGUUCGACGCGGCCAGGCGCUACUGGCUCACCGACCCGCACCCGCUGGCCGCGGCGGCGGCCGCACCUGCGACCGUGGCAGCGGGCGCGGCCGGCGGUGCCGCAGCGGCGGCUGCGGCGGCGGCAGCGUCUGUGCUGCCCAUGCUCGACAACCCCCGUGCGAAGGGCCUGGUCUUUGACACGGAGGACCGGCCCACCGCAACCGGCAGCAGCUCCAGUGCUGCUGCUAUUGCUGAGGUUGCGGCGGCGACAGACUCUGGGGGUGUUUCAACGGCCGCGGCUUUGGACGAUGCGGAGUUUGAUGCGGAGCUUGAAGCCCUGGCCUCCCAGCUGCAGCAGCAGCCCGGUAGUAGCGGCAGUAGCACACCGUCUGGCGGUACCGGCGAGGAUGCCUCGUACCAGACGCUUGCGGCCAAGUAUGCCAUACUGAGCGAGCGGAAGAAGCGGCGGGAGGAGGCGAUAGCAGCACUGCGACAGGCCAAUGAGCAGCAGCUACAGCGGGCCAAACCGGCGCUCAAUGGCCAUGCGCCGUCGGGGGCAGCGGCUGUAGCAGCGGCAGACAAAGCGGUGGCGGCGGUGGUGGAGCCGCGUGCGUCGCCGGCGGCGGCGCCUGGCGGCGCGGCGGCGCGGGCGCAGGCGGCUAGGGCGGCUAAGGUGGCGGAGGCGGCGACGGCGGCGGCGGAGCGGUGGCUGGUCAAGGUGGACUGCUUGGUGGCGGCCCUGUGGGGAAUGAGCACACUGGGCGGCACUCCCUACUUUGCUGCUGAGACCGAGGCGCUGCUCGCCAUCCUGGUCCGCUGCCUGGCCUCGGCCUCCGCGGCCGCAGCAGGCGCCUCGGCCGCCUCGGCGGCCGCCGCCACCGCGGCAGCGGCAGCGGCCGGACAGGCAGGCGCCAGCAGCAGCACCAGCGGCAGCGGCAUUCCGGCGUCACUGGCGGGCGCGGGCUCGCUGGGCGGCUGGCAGGCGGGUCAGGUGCUGUGGGCGCUGGGCAACAGCCGACACGUGACGCCGCGGCUGCCCGACCUGGAGGCAGCCAUGAUCAAGGCGGGUGGUUUGAGCGCGAUGUCACCGCGCGACGUGACCCGCGUGCUGUGGGGCUUUGCCUCGCUAGGACAUACGCCCACCGCCCUGCUGCUGUCCAUCCGGCCCGACUGGUCGUGGCGGGAGCAGCAGCCAGGCGCAACGGAGCAGGAGGAGCAGGGCAAGCGCCGCGGCAAGGGGAAGAAGAGCAAGGCUAAGAGCGGUCGCGGCGGCGACGUCCGUGACUUCAGCCCGCAGCAGCUGGCGGGGGUGGUGUGGGCGCUGGCGGCGAUGCGGCAAGUGGACACGGUGCCGUUCAGGGCCGCGUGGGCGCAGCUGCUGCGCCGCGCGACCGAGGUGCCGCCCGCGGAGCCGGUGCUCACGCAGGUCUGGCAGGCCAACCUGGCUCUGCACCUGGAGUCUGAAGACGCCAGCCUCCGCGCCGCUGCCGCAGCCUCGGCCUCUUCCUCUCGCUCCGCCACAAUUAGCUUAAAUCCCAACACAUCCGCUGCCGCCAAGCGCCGCGGCGGCGCGGGCCCGAGCGGCCCCAGCGCUGAGGACCUGACGGCAGUCGGCCUGGCGGCGGCCGCCUCCGCACCCACUGCCUCCUCCACCUCCAGCUCAUCACCAUCCUCCUCCACGUCAGCUCCCACCGGACUGGACGCCGCGGCGGCGCGGGCGCUGCUGCUGCGCGCUCGGGACGUGUUCUUGUCUGCUACCAGCGGUCUGCGGCGGCGCGUGCAGAGCGGCUACCAGCGGCAGAUGGCCAACGCGCUGACGGCCAUGCGGCACAUGCACCUGCUGGAGGACAACAGCGCCGGCUACUCCAUCGACAUCACACUGCCGGCCCUGCGCAUCGCGUUGGAGGCGGACGGCCCCACACACACCUCACGAACGCCCGGCGGCGCCAUGCUGGGCGCCACAGCCAUGAAGCGGAGGCACCUGCAGCGCCUGGGCUGGCAGGUGGUCAACGUCACCUACACGGAGUGGGACAAGCUGUCAUCGGACGCAGCGCGGCGCGCGUUCCUGCAGGAGCGCAUCAACCAGGCCCUGGUCAACAGUCUUGAUGUUGGCGAUGAGCUAUAAAUGGCUGGCCUGUUGUGCGCUGAUGGCGGGGCUACUGCGCCGGGUGGCGGGCGAGGGCGGGCGCGGCUGGCAGAUGAAGCGGCUGCAAAGUUUACAAAUAAGAGGAUCAUCAAAUGUCAGGGUCAGGGUCUGCUUUGCAUGACGAAGGGAUGAGGACGCGAGACGGUUGCGGCAAUGGUGAGAAUGGGCAGGCCAAAAGGGCAAGUAGGCAUCGCAGGUGUGCCCUCCUUCCGGCUCGCUUCUUUCGGCAUGCCUACUAACCUGUAAACGCGGUGAUAA
Chlamydomonas reinhardtii is the source of this 4139-nucleotide messenger RNA. RefSeq lists its product as uncharacterized. The record is from RefSeq and is a predicted model, not a curated record. The transcript is spliced from 14 exons. The coding region runs from base 114 to 3860 and encodes 1248 amino acids. Lineage: Eukaryota; Viridiplantae; Chlorophyta; Chlorophyceae; Chlamydomonadales; Chlamydomonadaceae.